This is a messenger RNA of Penicillium vulpinum, 567 nucleotides long. RefSeq lists its product as uncharacterized. NCBI's taxonomy places the organism in Eukaryota, Fungi, Ascomycota, Eurotiomycetes, Eurotiales, Aspergillaceae. The transcript has 6 exons. The record is from RefSeq and is a predicted model, not a curated record. Bases 1 to 567 code for a protein of 188 amino acids.
AUGAUACCUAUUGUGUCCCAUGGAUUCCAAAUUGCGCACAAGGACUACAAUGCUGUUUCUUCGUAUGUACGGACACAACAUCGGACUCGAAAAGUUGUGGAGCUUGCGGUGCCUUGUGUGUCCUCGGCUCACCACCAGUCUGUUGCGACGGAGUAUGCACGGAUUGCACUGGAGCUGAACCCGCCUGUUGUUCUGGUGUGUGCACAGAUCUCAAUAGUAACCUCGCAAGCUGUGGUGCAUGCAACCAAACUUGCACCGGCCAAGCCCCAGCCUGCUGCUCAGGCUCCUGUUUCGAUCUUGCCGUUGAUCCCCGGCACUGUGGUUCUUGCAAUGCAUUCCCCUGUCUUGGACUGCAGACUGGCUGCUGUGCGGGUCACUGUACAGACUUCGCGACCUCAACUACCAACUGCGGCUCAUGUGGUAAUACGUGCAGGGGUGCACACCCUGAAUGUUGCAGUGGAUCUUGUGCAGAUCUACACUCCGAUCCGAACCAUUGCGGUUCCUGUUCAGCUUUACCAUGCGUCGGACUCCAGCCAGCCUGCUGCUCUGGCCAAUGCACCGACCUAA